AUGGAAAAAAGAAUAUCAUCUGAUCGUUUUAAGGAAUUAGCAGUAUUUGCAGCUGAUCUCUUUCCUGAAUAUUCAAAAGAAAGUUUUUAUAUUCGUUCGAGAAACGGCAAAAAUGCAAAUGGUGCUUUCAUCUGCCACUAUUGGAAACAACGGGAAAAAGAAAUUGCAAUUGGUCGUAUAUCAACUGAAAACUCUUUAAAGAGGAAAAGAAUUGUCGAAGAUUAUGUGAAAAAGUGGCGUGAGACUGCCCUGAACGAAAGAAUACUAUUUUAUCAAGAGAAAGAGUUCAUAGAAAUUUUCCAGACGUUUCCAAACUUAUGUCAUCCGGCAGGAAGUAUUUUAGUGCAAGCAGAUUUUCAUACUUUCUUCAAAAAAUCUGAAGAUCUAUUUUUGAAGAAUUGGCCAGCGAUUGCAAGAAAAGUAAUUAAAUUUUCACAGUCGAAAAAAAAAGAUGAGGAAAUUCAAAGUAUAUUACGAAGAAAUACACCUUUAAAAGGAGAAGAGCACUUACAAAAUUUAGCUCUAAUUUUGUUACCCUGCUUAUUCAAACGAAUAUCUAAGUUAACAGUCAGAUCAAAAGCAAAGACGUCAUGGUGUUCGCAAAAGUCUGACGUACUUAAAAGUUUCAUUGCACACAUUGAGGCUACUGAUAAUUUUCAGAAUUCACUAAAUGAAGUGAAUGAGGACAUAUUCCAAAUGUACAAUUCACAAUCACAACCAAUUCAAUCUUACGUCGUUGUCAAUGGACCUUCUCUGAGCGAAAUAAAUUCUGCUUUUGUAAUUUUAGGCGACAUAAAAUACCAAGUUGCGACCCCAGUGAAAGCAAUUGAUCUGCAUUUUCAAUGCUUAAAAGUUUUUCACAAAAAAUACCCGUUAGUGUGUAAUCAUAUUUAUGCAUUUUUAGAAAAGCAAGAGACAAUCUUGGAGUAA
Messenger RNA from Leptopilina heterotoma, 930 nucleotides. RefSeq lists its product as uncharacterized. Bases 1 to 930 code for a protein of 309 amino acids. The record is from RefSeq and is a predicted model, not a curated record. NCBI's taxonomy places the organism in Eukaryota, Metazoa, Arthropoda, Insecta, Hymenoptera, Figitidae. The transcript has 7 exons.